UCUUAUAUUCUCUCUUUUCAUUUGAGUAUAUUUCACAAUCCACUCGCCAAAUUCCUCUGCUUCCCUUUCCAAUUUUACCCUCCUCCUCCUCCACCACCGCCGUCUGCCGCGGUCGCCGCCGUCGCUAAUCCUAACCGUGUACCACUAACCUCUAUGUAUUACAAGAAGUUCCGGUUCCUAGGGUUUCUGUUCAGCUCUGUGUUAAUCAUUGCCGCAGGUUAAAUUUGAUUGGAAUAGACAAGAAUCAAUGCUAGUAAUUGUAUGUGCUCUACUGGUUCUCGGCCUCGUAGCCCGCUAUAAGUGGAGGAAUGGGGCUGCGAAGAAGGAGGAGAUUUUGAGGUUGGUGGCUGUGGCAUCGCGAGAAGAGGCGGAAACUGCUAAGCUUCAGGCCUUUGAAGAGUAUAACUCGCCUAUGCAGCCGCUGCCGCAGCUUGAAAAGCAGUAUUACUGUGCUGUUUGUCGUUGCCCCACCACUACUAGGUGCUCUCGGUGUAAAGCUGUUAGAUACUGUUCUGGUAAGUGCCAAAUAAUUCAUUGGAGACAAGGUCAUAAGGAUGACUGUCGGCCAUCAAUUGCAUUGGAUGCUAGCAAGAAAAGUCAGAGUGUGGUGGAAACAUCUUCAGAAAAUCAUGCUGAGAUGCAUUUGAAUGAUGAAGGUAAAAUUCAUUCUGAUCCCAGUCAAGAACUUGAUGAUUUGGGAUCUUCAAGUAGCGCAACCUCUUGCUUCUUUUCUUCCACUGAACAAAGUGAAACAUCCUCUGAUGCUUCUAUCAGUGAGGUGGUUGAGUCAGGAACUUCUAUCAGCCCAGAUAAAGCACCCUCUGUUGGUAUUGAUUCUGGUAUAGCACAAAUGAUCUCUGAUUCUGACGAUGCCGAUGUACCAAGACCAUUCCCCCCUGUUUAUUCUGUAAAUAACCCACCCUGCAGUAACAAGAUUCAAAAGAUGCUAGCUCCUAAACCUGAUGAAAGCGUCACGUCAACCAGCUCUAAAGAUAAACAGGAUGGAGAAGCUGCUGUAGUGAAAGAGUUUGUACUCCAUGCAAUUGAGUUGAGGAAUUCACAAUCUCCUACUUCUGUAAGAACAUCUUCAGAUGAAGAUUGGAAAAAUCAACCACAGCCGUCUACUAGUAAAGUAGAAACAUCAGUGUCUCGUAGGGCUUCAGGCAAUCAUCGACUGUCGAAUGUAGAACUGAGCUCAGAAUGCUCAAAAUCUUUGACGAUGCUGUCUAUGAAUGAAUGUUGGAAAAAUAAAUCUCAAACAUGCAAUGGUAAAGGAACAAGAUCAACAACAUCUAGGAGUUCUGGAAAUUGUCAGGAGCUUCCAACAAAAGUUGAUAGUACUCAUGCUAUUUCUUCAGAUGGAGGUGUUCGAAUUCUAUCAGAAUCUACUGGCAAAAGUCUGAAAACAUCAGUACGGAAAUUUGUACAACAUUUUAGAGCACCAAAGCAGCCUAACUCAUUCACAUUUGAUAUGGUGGACAAUUAUGACGGAAAUUAUAAUCAUAAGGUUAUAUUUCCGUUUAAGCUUUUCAUCCAAUUGUAUGCUUGUGAUGAUGUGGAACUUCAUCCAUUUGGCCUUCUCAACUGUGGAAAUAGCUGUUAUGCCAAUGCUGUGCUGCAGUGUCUGACUUUUACCCGGCCAAUUUCUUCUUAUCUUCUCCAAGGGUUGCACUCAAAAACAUGUCGGAAAAGGGAUUGGUGCUUUAUCUGCAAGUUUGAACAUCUGAUUCAGAAGGGACAAGAAAUGAAUUCUCCUUUAUCUCCAGUUGGACUACUUUCUCAAAUACAGCCGAUUGGAAGAGAAGAAGAUGCGCAUGAGUUUUUGAGAAACGUUGUAGACAAGAUGCAAUCUGUAUGUCUUGAGGAAGCUGGUGUUUCAGGUUCAUUGGCUGAGGAUUCAACCCUUAUCGGCCUGACUUUUGGUGGUUUUCUUCGAUCCAAGAUUCAGUGCAUGAAGUGUUUAGGAAGAUCUGAACGAUGUGACCGAAUGAUGGAUCUUACUGUUGAAAUUGACGGGAAUAUAUAUACACUUGAAGAGGCUCUUAAACAGUUCACAACCUCUGAAACACUUGGUGGAGAUGAUAAGUAUAAGUGCAGCAGAUGCAAAUCUUAUGAGAAAGCUAAGAAGAAAUUGACUGUACUUGAAGCUCCUAAUAUUCUUACAAUUGUUCUGAAGCGAUUUCGGUCAGGCAACUUAGAAAAGCUGAAUAAGAUAGUUCAGUUUCCUGAGGUUCUGAACCUUGCUCCUUAUAUGAGUGGGAUGAACGACAAAUACCCUGUAUAUGAUCUCUAUGCCGUGGUGGUUCACUUGGGUGCAAUGAAUGCUGCUUACAGUGGUCACUAUGUUAGUUAUGUCAAAGAUUUCCAAGGAGAUUGGUUUCGAAUUGAUGACAGCAGGGUAAGCCGUGUGGACCUGGAGACUGUCUUAUCUGUAGAAGCAUACAUUCUCUUCUAUGCAAGGCAAACUCCGCGAGGAGCAUUUUUUGUUAGGAACAGCAGUGUGUAUUUCGAUGGGAAAAUUACGAGAAACAUGGAAGCCAUUUCUUCGAGUAAUGGGGCCAAGAAGAAAAAUUCAAAGACAAAACCAACCUCCUCUCCUCGGAAUACCGGGAGCACCAUUACGCGUCAAGGAUCUGAUAAGCACUAUGAUUGGACGUCUCGCAACCAUGUGGUGGAUGCUGAGAGUUUGGAAUUUCACUCAAAGCAUAGAAAUCCUAUAGUGGAUUCAUCAAGCGACAGUUCUUCCAUUUUCAGUGCAUCAGAUGCUGGCUCAUACAGCACAGAUAGCACCAAGGACUCUAGUGCAGAGGACAUAUCUGGCUAUUUAUUCGGGUCUAGUUGGCACCACCCAUGACAUCUGUUCUUGACCUCAGACAUCUCUUUGAUGUUGUCAUAUUCAAGUACCUUGCAAAUAGAGAAGAAAACUGCUACUGAUGACCAUCAUGGUGUAUAAAUCCCAGCUUUUGGUUUGAGGCCAUCAGAAAUUAAAUCGGGGUUCACGGAGGAGGAUUGGUAACAGUUGAACCUCAUGGAUCUUUUUUGAAUCUUCAGGGGAACGUAUGGAACAGGAUAAGGUACUUCCCAUGUAUACUAAGACUGCUUAAAAGUAGUUAACUUUAGCCACUUUAGAGGUAGAUAAGAGCACAGCACAUUCUACUAACUUUGGAUAUCAUUAUGUUCGCCGUAAAGGGGAACAGCCAGCGAGAGCAACUCAAACAAUUUUUUUGGCGUUUGAGUUGUGGGUAAGUUGCAGAUUGUACAUCAUUCGAAGCAAUUUGUAUUUCAGCAACUGGUCAUAAUUGCCUAAUAUCUAUAAAAGCCCUCGGGCCCCUUUUUCCGAUC
Molecule: messenger RNA, 3342 nt
Organism: Sesamum indicum (sesame)
Lineage: Eukaryota; Viridiplantae; Streptophyta; Magnoliopsida; Lamiales; Pedaliaceae
Product: ubiquitin carboxyl-terminal hydrolase 17
Biological process (GO): protein deubiquitination
Cellular component (GO): nucleus; cytosol
Molecular function (GO): cysteine-type deubiquitinase activity
Source: RefSeq, a predicted model, not a curated record